AUGGACUCUUCCUCACAGGUAACGGAGCUUCCAGCAGCCACAGACACCAUGAGUGCCAAAUAUGGCCUGGGGGGCUACAACAAUGCACGGAAGUACAUUUCCAUCUCCAUCCCGUCGUCCACAGAGGUGAUGUCACCGCACAUAAAGUCUGUGGAGGAGCUGAGGGUUCUGGGAAUCAACCUUAGCAGCUUAAGUGCCCCGAAACAGUUCAUCGUCUGCGUAGCCGGAGUCUUCCUCUUUUAUCUGAUCUAUGGAUACUUGCAGGAGUUGAUAUUUUCCGUGGAAGGAUUCAAGCCUUUCGGUUGGUACCUCACUCUGGUCCAGUUCGGCUUUUACUCCACGUUUGGACUUGUGGAGCUACAGCUCACUCAAGACAAACGCAGAAGGAUACCGGGGAAGACGUAUAUGAUCAUAGCAUUUUUAACAGUAGGCACUAUGGGCCUGUCCAAUACGUCUUUGGGAUACCUGAACUACCCCACACAGGUCAUCUUCAAGUGCUGUAAACUCAUCCCAGUCAUGAUUGGAGGAGUCUUUAUUCAAGGUAAACGGUAUAAUCUGAUCGACGUGUCGGCUGCCCUCUGUAUGAGUCUGGGACUCAUCUGGUUUACGCUGGCUGACAGCAAAGUGGCUCCCAACUUCAAUGUUACAGGAGUCAUGCUCAUCUCCCUGGCGCUGUGCGCUGAUGCUGCCAUUGGAAAUGUGCAGGAGAAAGCCAUGAAACUCUACAACGGCUCCAACUCUGAAAUGGUGCUGUACUCCUACUCUAUUGGGUUUGUCUACAUACUGGCAGGCCUGCUCAGUGUGGGCGGACUGGGACCAGCAGUAGCGUUCUGCUCAGAGCACCCUGUCAAAACGUACGGUUACGCCUUCGUCUUCUCCCUCACGGGUUAUUUUGGAAUCUCCUUUGUGUUGGCCUUAAUCAAGCUCUUUGGUGCCCUCGCUGCAGUGACAGUGACCACAGGGAGAAAGGCCAUGACUAUCGUACUUUCCUUCGUGUUCUUCUCGAAACCUUUCACUUUCCAGUACAUCUGGGGUGGCCUUCUGGUUCUCUUUGGCAUCUUUUUGAAUUUUUACAGCAAAAACAAAGAAAAAAUGAAGCUCCCCUCAGUCAGGGACAUCAGGAGCUGGCUGCUGACGAGAAAGAAAGUCCGAUUUCUUUCACAAGACGUAUAGGAGCCCCCCCUUCCCCCAUUAGUGUGGCUAAAUCCUGCACAGGCACACUGGUCCAGGUGUAGUGUUGGCCCACGCUUUCCAGGGAGAUGUGCUGAAGCAUGUGCCUGAGCUACAGGGCUACAUCACCACCAGUAUUGAGCCAAGGAUGGUAUACAGGGUUUGACCUCCAAUCGGCCUUACAAACAGCUGCCAUGAUUAAACUGUGGACUGGGGAGCUGCUGGGUCUUGUCUAGAUCUACCAGCUACUGGUUAGCUGAACGCACGGUAUCAGCAGAGAACUGAAGGGGAGAAAAUGUUUGUUUUUAU
Nematolebias whitei (Rio pearlfish) is the source of this 1479-nucleotide messenger RNA. RefSeq names its product solute carrier family 35 member B3 (gene slc35b3). The record is from RefSeq and is a predicted model, not a curated record. The coding region runs from base 1 to 1173 and encodes 390 amino acids. Gene Ontology annotation, cellular component: endoplasmic reticulum membrane; Golgi membrane. The transcript has 10 exons. Lineage: Eukaryota; Metazoa; Chordata; Actinopteri; Cyprinodontiformes; Rivulidae. Gene Ontology annotation, biological process: transmembrane transport. Gene Ontology annotation, molecular function: 3'-phosphoadenosine 5'-phosphosulfate transmembrane transporter activity.